AUGGAGUUGGUCUACACUGAACCAGUCCCUCGCGCCUUGAAGCUCAAGAUCACGCCUCUGAAAGGGGAACAGCAAUCCUGCCCACCAGUUGUGAACGGCGGACGGCAAAUGCGUCGAAUUGACAGUACGUGCAUCCACCUCUCUCCCCUCCUCUUCCUCAAAACCACCCUUCUCACAACUCUAUCAGAAACAACCUCCGACGCCUGGGGCCCCCCAGUCUUCGCCAACCGCCGCGCCUCAAUCGAACCCAGAAUAACCGCCCAAAACGAAGACAUGUUCCGCACCUUCCAUCCAGCCCUCCGCUCCGAACCCGAAGUCUUCACUCUAACCCGCAAAGCCACCAACCACCCCGUCUGGCUCGUGUUCCCCCGAAAAGGCGACAGCGGACCCUUCACGCACGUCGGCGGUAGAGCAGUACACACCCAACCGUACUUUGAGACGCCCACCGAGCAUGGGAUGAAAUAUGCGAUGACGAGGGAGGAUCCGAUUCCGCGUGCUAUUGACGUGAAUGAGACUUUGUCGGGGGAGGAUCUGGGGAUGGUUAAGGGGGUUUUUCCGAGGGCGAUUGGGAUUCAGGUUUUUCAGUGUGAGUGUGUGGUUGUUUGGUUUGGGGGAGAGGGAGGAUAUGGUUGCGUCUUGGGAGGAGGGGACGCCGGUUAG
Penicillium subrubescens is the source of this 660-nucleotide messenger RNA. RefSeq lists its product as uncharacterized. The record is from RefSeq and is a predicted model, not a curated record. The coding region runs from base 1 to 660 and encodes 219 amino acids. The transcript has a single exon. NCBI's taxonomy places the organism in Eukaryota, Fungi, Ascomycota, Eurotiomycetes, Eurotiales, Aspergillaceae.